Messenger RNA from Cylicostephanus goldi, 393 nucleotides. Lineage: Eukaryota; Metazoa; Nematoda; Chromadorea; Rhabditida; Strongylidae. The record is from the annotation of a GenBank genome assembly.
AUGCGGUUCAUACCGUACAUUUUCCUUUUGGGCAUUGCCGUUAGUCAGGAUGUUCGGUUUGAUUGCCAUCCUGAACUAGAUGCUACCAAGGAAGAAUGUGAAAGGAGGAACUGUAUCUGGAAAGAGGACACUACGGAAGGGGCACCCUACUGCUAUAUGAAACCGGGCAUUGGUUAUAAGCUUUUUAAUAAAACAGAUGAUGUGAGAGCACUUACAAAAAACGACGGACCAAAGAGCCCUUGGGAUACAGAUUUCACGGAAAUAUUUUUUGCUUCAAAAUACAUUGGAAAAACUCUGAAUGUCAAAAUCUACCGUCCUAACAGAUACGAGCCACCACUUGAUCUGCCACUUGAGGAAUCCACGUCGAGUGAAGAAUUAGAGGUCACUGAUUAA